Molecule: messenger RNA, 4947 nt
Organism: Anas platyrhynchos (mallard)
Lineage: Eukaryota; Metazoa; Chordata; Aves; Anseriformes; Anatidae
Gene: LHX6
Product: LIM homeobox 6
Biological process (GO): neuron differentiation; regulation of transcription by RNA polymerase II; forebrain neuron development
Cellular component (GO): nucleus
Molecular function (GO): RNA polymerase II transcription regulatory region sequence-specific DNA binding; DNA-binding transcription factor activity, RNA polymerase II-specific
Source: RefSeq, a predicted model, not a curated record
UCCUGCCGCGGCCGCGGGACGCGCCGCCCGCGGGCACGGAGCGCGGCGGCGGCGGCGGGCGGAGCGGGGCGCGCCCGCCCCAUGCACCGGAGCCAUGAGGGCGGGCAGCCCCGGGGCCCGGGCCGCCGCGCCCCGGCCGGCGCCGAGGCGGGCAAGGCGGUUUAUAUAGGGUGCCCCGCGCUCGCCCGGCGCAUGGAGCCGCAGCCUCCCUCUCCCGCUCUCUCCCGCAAGGUGAUGCCGCCGGAGCCGCUGCCCAAGGGGAGCGCCCGCUGCCUCGACCCGCACGCCCGCGCCAUGUCUCAACCCGACGGGGAGCCGCUGCCCGGCGGCCUGGAGAAGGAGGACGCCCGCUCGGCGCCCAGCACCCCGUCCACGCCGUCCGUCUGCUCGCCGCCGUCCUCCUCCUCCUCGUCCACGCCGUCGGCCGGCAAGAACGUGUGCUCCAGCUGCGGGCUGGAGAUCCUCGACCGGUACCUGCUCAAGGUGAACAACCUCAUCUGGCAUGUCCGCUGCCUCGAGUGCUCCGUGUGCCGCACCUCGCUGCGGCAGCAGCACAGCUGCUACAUCAAGAACAAGGAGAUCUUCUGCAAGAUGGACUACUUCAGCCGGUUUGGUACCAAGUGCGCCCGCUGCGGCAGGCAGAUCUACGCCAGCGACUGGGUGCGGCGGGCGCGGGGCAACGCCUACCACCUCGCCUGCUUCGCCUGCUUCUCCUGCAAGCGGCAGCUCUCCACCGGCGAGGAGUUCGGCUUGGUGGAGGAGAAGGUGCUGUGCCGGAUCCACUACGACACCAUGAUAGAGAACCUCAAGCGAGCGGCGGAAAACGGCAACGGGAUCACGCUGGAGGGGGCCGUGCCCUCGGAGCAGGACAGCCAGCCGAAGCCGGCCAAGAGGGCGCGCACCUCCUUCACCGCCGAGCAGCUGCAGGUCAUGCAGGCACAGUUUGCUCAGGACAACAACCCCGACGCACAAACGCUUCAGAAACUCGCAGAUAUGACGGGGCUGAGUCGGAGAGUCAUUCAGGUUUGGUUUCAAAACUGCAGAGCCCGCCAUAAAAAACACACGCCCCAGCACACGGUGCCGCCCUCGGGGGCCCCCCCGUCCCGCAUCCCCUCCUCGCUCCCCGAGGACAUCCACUACUCGCCCUUCAGCAGCCCGGAGCGGGCCCGGAUGGUGACGCUGCACGGAUACAUAGAGAGUCAGGUACAGUGUGGACAAGUGCACUGUAGACUUCCCUACACUGCUCCACCAGUGCACCUCAAAGCAGACAUGGAAGGACCACUAUCUAAUAGGGGUGAGAAGGUCAUCCUCUUUCAGUACUGACUGCGCGAGCUCUUCCUCAUCUGCCCACGGCGCUACCAGCACCACUGCCCCUCAGUCGCUGAAACAGCGUCCAGCCCGAGGCAACUGUUCUCAGUCAUGCAGGAGAAACUCAGAUCCAGCACUCUCAGUUGUUCCCAUUGACCAGCAUCUAACAUCCACUAUUAUUUCUCCAGCAACACUCUGUGUAUGUGUGUGUCGAGUGCAGAGUUGCAUUUUUCACUUGUUUCUUGUGGACUUGUAGAAUGACAGUGAGUCUCUCCAAGGCAAUGCCAGACACAGCCAAAAUUAGUGACUCUGCUGUGCUUACAAAUCCUGCUCCCCAGUCACGGGAAUAUGAACAGAUCAGUUCACGCUGAGUCACAGGGGGUUCGAUGAUCACCUAUGAAUAUAGAGAAAGGAGGAAUUUACGUGGUUUGGCCUGAUUCUCUUUUUGCACCAGUGAAGCAGUGUUGGUUCCCGGACGUCCCUCCUUAUUUACACUUGCAUGUGUGAAAUCCGAAAUGGGCUCUUUGGCUCAGCAACUCAAUAUACACACAGGACUCCUGAGCCAAAGCCGCAGGUAGCUGCGGCUCCACUAAGUGGAAAACAUGAUGCCAGCUGGAAAUAGGCAGUUUUCCUUCCUCCUCAAAGUGCUUUAGAAUCACAUGUCCUUUGAUCACUCUGUAAGGUAAGUAAACCUUAGUGUUUCCCCCCCUCAUUUUGUAGGGGGGGAAACGGAGAUGUCCUGAACCGAAAGGAGCGGUGGGGGUUGGUGGCAGAGCCAGGUUUAGCACUCUGAAGGUUUUGAUUGCUGACUUGUUCUCAGAGCACUGAAUAUCUCUCUCCUCUCACAGCCAUCUGCCAAAUCUUUCAUUGUUGUUUUUAUUAUUAGUCUCAUUUUUUAUUAACAAGCUACUUUAUUUCCGUGGAGUCAUGUUGGAUCACAAAUGGGUGAUUUCAAAGUGUACCUACACAAAACUUAGGCACUCCAUACACUGGGCCUGGGGAAUCCUUAAAGGAAUCUGAUCGUAAAUGCGUAGAAAAGUCUUGCCCUGGUACGGGCCCCAGGAGAGGGACCCAGUGCCAUGCUCAGUGCUUGCUGAGAGCAGCAGGGGAGGAACCCAGGGGCAGGCAGGGAGGUGCAGCCGGCAGUAAGGCCGGCAGGAGCAGUCCUGGCUGAGUGGCAGCAAGGUGACGGCGUAUUCCUUUGUCUGGCAGCGCCCGAUUACCUCUGCCCUUGCCUUGUUCCCCCCUCCUGGAGCACGACCGUUGCUUCUGCCAUGGCUGGGAUGGAGGUGCAGCCCCAGCCGGCUGCUCACAGAGGAGCGGGCGAUGCGGGGCUCACCCUCAGAGGCAGGCUCACUGCAACAACAAAGGAAGUACUCGGUCCUCUGGCCCCAAAUCAGGAAAAAGCCUCUGAAAUGAUACUUCAUUGACCGUAAGAACAAAAGUAAACAGCUAGCGUUUGCCAGCCCUUCUCAGCUUGCACCAAGCCACGAGCAGGCCGAUAACAAAACCUCUCUCCACAUGAGCGCACGGGUCUGUCUUGCUGCUCGGUGUCUGCGCGGCAUUUCCAAGAAUGUGAAAGCCUACCAUGAGCCACAGUUAGUGCGUGACGUGACUGAUACACGUGUUUUUCUCUCGGGGAGAUCCAUCUCCAGCAGCCCUUGGUGGCUGAGCCGGGCGGGUGGCACCGGGCCGGGCCUGCUGGGUGCUGGUGGCCCUGGACAGUCACCAUGGGCUGCUCAGGGACUUGUGUGAGGAGACACGGAUAUCUGCCGAGGUGGCCACCGAGAUCUCUUGAUCUGAGGGAUAACCAAAUGCAAGCACACGCUGAUACGUGUUGGAACAAAUACAUACAAACCUCUGCGUGUGUAUGUAUGUAAAGCAGGGAGAGUGAUGGUAGUGUUCGGACAGUGAGGCCAGUAUUCUACCUGCAGCUAGCAGCUCUACCUCCAUUUUAAAACAGCAUUUGGAAGGAGGGAGGAAAUUAGGUCCGUAAAGUAUUAUUGUCACCUCCUGACACACCAAUAACCACUUCCAGCGUGUGGCCCACCACAAGGGACUCCCGCACGCUGUGGCCUGGCAGCAACCACCGCUCCAAAGUGUCUCUGUGGGGCAGGAACGGUCACAAGCUCCCAUUCCUGUCGCUUUUCUCCCUGUCUGUAGCGAUGAGCGAAAGGACUGGCAGACCUUUUGUUGGCUGUGAGUGCUGCUUCCCGGCAUGGAUGGCUGCGGGGUGUACGUGGUGUGCUGUGUCCGCGUGAAACGGCCUUCAGAUGCUGGGGGUGGUCGGCGGGGUCACCAGGGCCCCACUUUCUUCUCCGUUUGUGCUUGCGCAUUGGAAUGAUUGUUUAGUUGUGGACUUAGUGCUAUAAACUAAUGGGUAGCUGUCCAAUUUAAGGCUGAAGGAGAGACCUCAGGCUGUAACUUGACCUGACAUCCCCCAGUACUUGAGAUUUCCACAACUGUUUUGCUGAGGGAGAAAACGGUCUGUUGCAUUUAUCUUCUGUCUCAGCAGUGCAGUGAAAGGGAGGCUAUUAACUAUGUAUCUGCUAAAUAUCAGCUUAGUCACUGACCAAGAGAACCACUUGUGAAAUGUACUGUAUGUCAAAGUUUUUGUAGCUGAUACCACGGACGGGACCAGCAUGCGAAGCGCAGGGUAACGCGGAGGUCUCUCCCCGGCCGCGCUGUGCUCACAGCGACCUGCACCGCACAGACCCUGCCCGAGGGCAGCUCCCCCGUAAGUAGCCAGGAGCAGCUUUGCUAAUUCAGAAAUCAGGCUCUGUUCAUAUUAAGCCCAAAUUGUUUGCAAAAACUGGAAGCAAUUCAGCUUGUGCAGUUUUAGAGCUAAUUAUGUGUAUGGAAAAUACUCAACUCUACCAAGAAUGUAAGAAAUUCUCUAAUUUAUUCAAUACGUUGUUUCACAAUAUAUUUCACACUGACUGUUGCCACUGAACCAAACCUUAUCUCAGGUCAUUUGCAUUCAUCUCCUGUCUGUAGAUUUAAAAAAAAAAAAAGAAAAGAAAAAGUAAAACUCAUUCUCAUUUUCUUCGUUUAUUCAGUAAUUGCCAAAUAAGUCCUGGUGCAGCAAUGCAGACUCCAUGUAUUAAACUUUUCCAGUUGCUAUUUACAAAAACUUUUGCAGACAAAAUCUGGUGAAGAUAGGCAGUGAAAGGCUUUUCACUCGAUUUUAAUAAGGUAACUAAAUAUAGUGAGGGUCUGAAAGUGGAAUGGUUUACAAUUUUAUUGCUUUUUUUUUUUUUUUUCUUUUGGCUCACGCUGGUUAACCCCAAUGCCCUAGCUAAAGGUGCUUACACAACUUACUAGUUGGGACGGGGGAGUGGGAAUCAAUCCUGCACUACUAUCAGUGAUAUAUCUGUAGGAUGCCAACUAUAGACACAUCGGUUUUAUUUCAUCAGCCAAUCAUUUUGUUGUAGCAUGUUGCAAUUAUGCAUGUCUUGGCUACAAUGGUUAAAAAAUUCUCUAAAUGAAUGGACAGUCAAGACUAAUAUUUAUUUUAAAAAUUAAAACUAAAUUGUAAGCACUUUUUUGUAAAACCAAUGUCUGUUUUGUUACAUACUUUUAAUGUUGUGCUUUGUAAAUGUCUUAUUUGUGUAAUAAAUAAAGUUAAUGCAAGUAGAA